GGAAGUUUAACCAGGCAGCCAGGGCUGCCUCUCCUGCUGAACUUGAAGAGUAUUUAGCUUUACUGGAUGCUGAAGACGCUGGUAUUCGUCCUUAUUUGAGUGCUAUUGGUUUUGAGAAGUGGACCCGUUGUUACAGUAGGCGCACUAGGUACUCUGUGAUGACAUCCAACAAUGCUGAGUCACUGAAUUCUGUAGAUCGUAUCCCUCGGGAGUACCCUAUAGCAAAGUUGAUUGAUUUCCUGCGGGACAGGAUGCAGAAAUGGUUCUGCGAGCGUCGAGAUAAUGCUGAAAAAAAUAAAACUAUUCUGUCUGAAUAUUUUGAGACCAAGCUACGUUCUUUCCAUGCUGAGUCUUCUAUGAUGCUGGUGAAGCCUGCCAGUUCAUAUGAGUUUGAAGUUGUGGACAAAACUUCGAGAAGCUUUGUUGUUAAUUUGAAGGAAAAGACAUGUUCAUGUCGUGUUUUUCAACUGGAGCAUUUUAUAUGUGUUCACGGGGUUGCUGCAGUUGGUCACCGUCGAGGCUUAUCAUGCUAUGACUACAUCUCUAACUAUUCUUUCACACAUGCAUGGCUUAGCACAUAUAGUGGAGAGAUGCACCCUAUUGGUUCUUCGUUUGAUUGGGAGAUUCCAGAUCAUGUGAGAUCAGUUAUAUGUAAACCACCUACUUGUUUGACACGUCCACCUGGUAAACCCAAAAAGAAGCGCAUACCAUCAAUUGAUGAAUUUCCAUCUCGUCAACGUUGUUCUCGAUGCAUGAAGGGUGGUCACAACAAGAAAUCUUUCACCAAUCCUAUAUCAGUUUCUAGACCUUAAGAUGUAUAUUUCAAUUUCAACUUUUAUUGUUCUAUUCACUAUAUGCACUUUUUGUUUUUCAAGCAUUUCCUAUCAGUUAUGUCUUUCUUUUUAUCGAUAUUCAAUAAAAAGGCAUUUAAACAAUAAGUUUUAUUUUACUUCACUUUCAUUGGUGCUCAGAUGUGUUAUCUUUGUAUUUUGUAUUUCUGUCACACAUAUACAUUAAUUGUUAAACAUAAAC
Messenger RNA from Cuscuta europaea, 1032 nucleotides. The record is from the annotation of a GenBank genome assembly. NCBI's taxonomy places the organism in Eukaryota, Viridiplantae, Streptophyta, Magnoliopsida, Solanales, Convolvulaceae.